Messenger RNA from Chaetura pelagica (chimney swift), 2199 nucleotides. RefSeq names its product ALG12, alpha-1,6-mannosyltransferase (gene ALG12). Bases 37 to 1509 code for a protein of 490 amino acids. Lineage: Eukaryota; Metazoa; Chordata; Aves; Apodiformes; Apodidae. Gene Ontology annotation, cellular component: endoplasmic reticulum membrane. The transcript has 9 exons. The record is from RefSeq and is a predicted model, not a curated record. Gene Ontology annotation, biological process: protein N-linked glycosylation. Gene Ontology annotation, molecular function: alpha-1,6-mannosyltransferase activity.
AUUAAUAAUAGAAUAUACACGAAUUUCAAAUCCAAGAUGGGUCAGAAGAGGAGCUCUAGUGGGCAGUCAUUUCCGUUGCUGCUGCUGAUUAUUUUUGUGGCCUUUGUUCAUUUAACUGUCUGUCCUUUUACAAAAGUAGAGGAAAGCUUUAACCUACAAGCUAUCCAUGAUGUGGUGUACCACCAGUUGGACUUGGACAAGUAUGACCAUCAUGAAUUUCCUGGAGUUGUCCCAAGAACGUUCCUUGGACCAAUUUUUAUUGCUGCUCUUUCCAGCCCAGCUAUAUAUGUACUUUCUGUGCUAAGAAUGUCCAAGUUUUACUCCCAGCUGAUAGUCCGAGGAAGCUUGGGGCUCAGUGUGAUUUAUGCAUUAUGGAAGUUGCAGAAAGAAGUUAGGAAGCAGUUCGGAGCAACUACAUCAACAAUCUUCUGUCUCAUCACUGUUACUCAGUUUCAUUUGAUGUUUUACUGUACACGAACUCUCCCUAAUGUAUUUGCACUUCCUUUUGUGCUCCUGGCAUUGACAUUUUGGAUACAGCAAAAGCAAAGGCCAUUCAUUUGGUUCUCAGCUUUGGCAAUUAUAGUCUUCAGAUCAGAGCUCUGCAUAUUCUUAGGCCUCAUGCUCCUGGUGACGUUAUUAACUAAAAGAGUCUCCAUUUUCAAGGUGCUUUCCCAUGCUGUUCCUGCUGGAAUUUUUUGGUUGGGGCUAACAGUUGCUGUGGAUUCUCUGUUUUGGAGGCAACUUGUGUGGCCUGAGGGGAAAGUGCUCUGGUAUAACACGAUUUUAAACAAAAGUUCCAACUGGGGAACCUCCCCCUUCUUGUGGUAUUUCUAUUCAGCCCUGCCUCGUGCUUUGGGAUGCAGCAUUAUAUUUGUACCUUUGGGUGUAGCAGAAAAGAGAACUCGGAUAUUACUUUUGCCAGCACUAGGCUUUAUUUUCUUGUAUUCAUUUCUCCCACACAAAGAACUGCGUUUUAUCAUAUAUACUUUCCCUGUGUUCAACAUAGUGGCUGCUAAAAUGUGCUCACGAAUUUUGAAUAACUACCGGAAAUCCUGGCUGUACAAACUUGGAUAUUUCUUUGUUGUAAUGCACCUUCUAGUCAAUGCAGCUUAUUCAGGAACGUCUUUAUAUGUUUCACAUUUCAAUUAUCCUGGAGGAGUGGCUAUUCAGAAGUUGCAUGAAUUGGUACCUUCAACAGCAGAUGUCUCUGUUCAUAUUGAUGUGGCUGCAGCACAAACAGGGGUUUCUCGGUUUCUAGAAAUCAAUUCAGAUUGGAGGUAUGACAAAAGAGAAGAUGUUAAACCAGGAGACCAGCUGAUGUUUUCUUACACACACAUACUGAUGGAAACAAAUCCUCUUCAAAUAUCACAUUACAAGACAACACACAGGCCACUGGCAAAUAUACCUGGCAUCAGUAAAAUUGGGUUGAACCUUACUGCACUACCUCCUUUUACUUUAAACUUGAAACCAAAAUUAGUACUGUUGGAAAAACUUCCGUUAUCAUCUUGACUGCGAUUUUAAGUCUUUUGAUGUAAUUUUGCUGAUGACUGAAUAAUCCAACACAGCAGUGAAUUAUCAUUCCAACACUGCAAUUCAGCUUUUUUGGAAAAGGCACGGAAAAUCUUUUUACCAAUUGGUAUUUAUCUCCGUCCUGUUUCUUACAUGUUACAGUGCAUUCCUAGUCAGUAUAUACUUGAAUACUGAGUUGUAUUGUUAGAUAUGUUUAAGAGAAGCUACCUACAAGUUUAGUGGUGAUAAGUAAAACCUGUCUACUUGCUUUGGGUAGCUGUCUGUUUCAUAAUGUAGCACAGGUAUGUCCUAAUUGUCCUAUAUAAGAUACAUAAUGGAACAGGUUUGUGCUAUGGCAAUAAUUUGAUAUGUAACCUAUAUGUGCAAAAAUGUAUUACUUGAUGUACCUGCAGGAUUGUAACCCCUUCAUUUGUCAAGACUGCCUGUAUGAAAAUAAAAAGUUAUCAGCAUAGGAAAGCCAUAUUUGUUGUAGCUUCAUCACAAUGCCUAAGUGUGCCCUGUAGGCUACCAAACUCAUUAAAGUGAAAGAUUCAUUUAAAAAGCAGUUGGACCUCUUGACAACCACUGUCUUAUAACCACUCUUUAAUACACAAAUCUGUUAUCUUUAUGUCAGUGGUUCAUGAAUAAGCAGCAACUUGAAUUUCACAGGAAAAGGAAUUUUUAAUGCUU